This is a messenger RNA of Lytechinus pictus (painted urchin), 3661 nucleotides long. RefSeq lists its product as uncharacterized. The record is from RefSeq and is a predicted model, not a curated record. Gene Ontology annotation, molecular function: protein binding. The transcript is spliced from 4 exons. The coding region runs from base 512 to 1681 and encodes 389 amino acids. Lineage: Eukaryota; Metazoa; Echinodermata; Echinoidea; Temnopleuroida; Toxopneustidae.
AUAUAGGAAUGACAAAAAGCAAGACAGCUCACGGAGAAAAGGUACUCUACAAUCUAAUACAAUCGGAUCGCCUAUUUUGUCCGGAAAUCUAGUAACAAUAUAUUCUUUAACUUGUUAGCGAUGAAUAAACUACAAUACUUGGAAUUCAACGUGCAAAUAUUUCUUGUUGCUGUGUCUGGCAAGCUUUCGCGUUGUUAAGAACAUAAAAAGUACGCAUAAAAUUUGAAUAUCUAGGUAAAAAUGUCUAUCCAUUCUGCUUAUAUUGCCUGUAAUUGUAAUGCUUGACAAACUCCGAACAAGCUUUAAGAUUGCCAGGAAUUCAAAAUGUUCAGUGAGUAUGCAAAACAUUUGAAUAUUUUGUGCGGAGUUUCGUUUACGCGCAGCAUUUGCGGGAUCUUUUAUAAUUAUUCUCGAAAUAGAUCUUCAAGGAAAUAAUCGUAUUCAAAUGCAUAGCAAGGAGAGGACUUUGUAUGGUCGUCUUGGGUGAAAUCUAUAACCGAGCUCCUACACGAUGAAAACCAUGGCUGAUUGCAGAAAGAACAAGAUUGUGGUUAUCGUCAUCGCUCUGCUGAUGUUGCAGUGGACGGGUAAAGGAGUUGAGGCAGUGUCACAAUUCUUGAACGAUGCCGCAUUCAGCAUCGUUGACCCCGAAUUGUCUGUGGUGUCGAGACUGAUUUCUUCGUCGUCGAGUUAUCUGUUUCCUUCGUCGUCAUUUGGACUCUUUUCUCAGCCGUCCAUGGGUUCUGUUCCAGCGAUGACCCCGGUACCAACGAUGACCUAUACUCUACAGACCCCAGGCCCACCCAAUACUCAGAAUGUUGUCUCGUCCACCCAGCUGCUCUUUCCAACUCCUACACCUUCCCCGACGCCAGUGAGCACUUCUCCCGCUCCUCCACAGAACUUCAAUGCUAUAUCUGGAUUUAUUAGCCCCGUGUUGCUCCGUGAUGACAAUUCAUUCGAUACAUCCACAGGGAUAUUCACAGUCGAUGAUGACGGCGUUUACGUUUUCGUUAUCCACCGACCAGGUGUACUCUUCCUCAAUCCCGAUCUUACUUUGACCGUGAUCCCUAGUGCCAAUCCGACAUCGAACCAAACUCUCGUCACCCUCGAUGACACUGGCGAUGGAAGCGUCACCACGACACACGUCGUCGCAGAUCUGCGACGCGGUGAUCGUGUAUUCAUCGACAAUCCAGGACAAGCUGACGUCUUUGGCACCGCAGAUAAUCCAUUUAUCUAUAAUGGUUUCCUACUUUAUCAUACACCCAUCUCACCAGCACCAAAAGUUCGUCAGAGUGCAUUCUCGGUCUCCCUUGCCGGAAACCUAAGCAGAGAAGAAGGUUCUAUUUUCAGCAAUUACAAUCCACCAGCCUUGAAUAUCAAUGAUGACUUCGACGUCGAGAGGGGCACCUUCCUUACUUCCCUAAAGGGCCUUUACAUCUUUCAUCUCUCGGCAACUUUCACGACUACGGUGUCUGACGCUAGACCAGCGAUUACCGUUAAUGUUAAUAACGUUGAAAGAGCGAGGGGGUCUGUGAAAGUAAACCCGAUACAAAUAAGCAACAGCGUCGGUGUAACAAUUGCACUGCCAAUGGUUCGAGGCGAUAUCGUUGAGCUCUUCAAUGUCUUAGACGACUCAAACAUAGAUUUCUUUCUCACAUUUUCUGGAUAUCUCCUAGCUUAAACUUUCACACGAUAAAUGUAUUGGUAUUUAAACCACGUGACACUAUACAAUCAACUAUAGUCCCUGGCUAAUCAUUGAUUACUAAAGCUUAUUUGCCAACCUGAUGACGAGAUAAAAAACGAGACGGCGAGUUAAAUGACGAAAAAUCGAGUUGUUGGAAUUUGGCAAGUCGAUUAGUUUGGGACGAGAAGACAAGAUGACGAGUAGGUGGAACCUGGCAAGAUGACUUGUUUGGGACGAGAAGACAAGAUGACGAGUUGGUGGAACCCCGCAAGUCGACUUGUUUGCGCCAAGAAGGCAACAUGACAGGUUCUUGGUAGUCGGCAAGUUGACUUGUUUGGGAUCAGAAGAUAAGAUGACGAGCAAGAAAAUCCAACAAAUCGUUGUCUUGUCCGAAACAACUUGCCAAGAUCCAAAAACGCGCAAUCUUUUGUUGUCCCAAACAAGCCGACUUUUCAAGUUCCAACAACUUGCCUUCAGGCUUCUCAUCAUUUCCGCCUUUUCGUCUUCUAAUCUCGUCAUCUGGUUAGCACUUAUAAGCUUCCGUAUCUUUGAAACAAGGAGACAAGAUAGCGAGUUGUCGGAACUCGUAAACGAGACUUGUUUGAAACAAGGAGACGAGAUUAACGAAAUGUUGGAACUCAUAUCGACUUAUUUUUUACAUAUUCUAUUCCCAAAUAAGUCGAUAUGUCCAACAAAUGGUCAUCUUUUUUUACUUGUCCCGAACAAGUCGACAAGCCAAGUUUAAAAGAUUUGCGGCCAUCUUGCCUUUUAGUCCUACACAAAUCAACUUGUCAUGUUUUAACAACUCGUCAUCUUUUCUUAUCCCAAAAAAGUCCACUUGACGAAUUUCAACAACUCGGUCGUCUUCAAGUCAUUUAACCCGCCUUACUAUUGUUUUAUCGUUCUCCUCUCAAAUCAAAUUCACAAAUUAACAAUUACAAAAAUAAUUCGAACCUAUUGCUUAAACCAAUUAUUCAAAUCAUGCAAUAUUAUUCAAAGAAACCGUAUCGUACAAAAUGGAAUAUUACAAUUUAAUUAAUUACAAAAUAAGAGAGAAACCAGAUAAAUAGAACAAACGCUGUUAUACCUGCCUCCUCCUUACCUAAUUAGUUGAAAGUACGAUCGAGUGUAUAUUAUCCUUUUGAAUGCCAGUGUAUUUGUCGCUACUUGGUCAGUCAGCGGAAGAUCAUUACUCAAACAACUCUGACUACUAAGGUGUGUAACUGACAUAUCAUAUCAUGAAAACAUCGAGAGACUGUUUCACUUCUGGUAGCCGACAUGAAAGCUAUUUUCCCCCUAUAAAAUACAUUAUAUAAAGGAUGUCUUUGAUGCUUUAAUUGUUCAUGUUUCACAAGUUAGAUUAAUGAUAGGGUUUCUUUAUUUUGUCAAGGAUCUGAACAAUGUUUUAUAUCUUUAUAUAAAAUAGGAAAGAUAAUUAUUCGGAAUUUUAUAAGGGAUUAGAUCUUUCAGAUAAAAAUGAGUUUGCGACAUAUACAGCCAGUAUUGUACAUUAUGAAAAGAGGCAUAUAAUGCUAAAACACAUUUGUUGUAUGCAAUUUCUUAUUUUUAAGAUAAUUUAUUUUGAUAUUUUACUACAUUAAGUUUUCUUUAUUUUUAUCACCCGACGACUCCUUUUAGAGGAAUGAAUGAUUUUAUAUAGAGUAAAAAUACUAAAAUUUAAGGAAUUUAUUAAUUACCCAUGUUAUCCAUGCAUGUUAAAUAUUAAGUAGGGUUCAUUGAUAAACGUGAAACAUUGGUAUCAUUUUAACCCUGCUUCACCAGGUUCUAUCAUAAUGAUUAUGAUCUCUGACAAAAUGUAAUUCAACCCAAGCUAUGAUGUUUCUAUGUAAUUCUUCAUUCAAAAGUUUACAAAAUCGACGUUCAUUCAGUAUCAUUUUAUCGGUGGUUUAUAAGAAUACUUAUUAUUGUAUAUCCACUUAUAGUUCAGUUAUGAUUAAAUGGAUUUGUAAAUUGAAA